CACGUCAGUUGUAAUGAUUCACGAUGGCCAAUAUUCGACUAUAAAAGCAGCCGUAUUUGCGAGUGAAUGUCACAGAUAUUUUCUGAUCUUCAAACAGUUUAAUACACUCGCUGAACAUCUUCAUCAUGAACUUUAAGGUAUUGAGCAUUUUGGCUAUGGUGGCCAUGGUCGUCUUCACGACAACAGCCAAUCCAGCAGCACCGGAGGAUCAUGCUUCCGAAACUUUGGUCCAAAAAUCUGAACACGCUUCGGAGGAUCAUCACGCUUCGGAGGAUCAUCACGCUUCGGAGGAUCAUCACGCUGCUGCUGGAAAAUCCGCUGCCGCCCACUCUCACCACGUCAAAAGGGUAAAGGACGGAAAGAAACAUCACGUGCCCAUCAAUAACAGACGCCCCCGUGAAGCGAAAGCUGCCACCAAGGAGCACAAGAAAGGAGCCAUCGCAACAAAAGAGGGAACCAUCAAAGCCGGAGCCACCGCACCGAUCCAGGCACCACAGCAUGCCCCAGCUGUGGGCGCUGCAAGUUUGGCCAAUAAGCAGCCUAGCGCUAGGAAGCCCGGUAAACCUUUUAUCGGCUAAUCCAGCGCUCAAGUUCUUGAAAUGUUGUCACCGUCGAACCCGGCCUUCCUCCUCUGACCAUCCACUUUUCAUUUGUAUUUCUUCUUGUGUUGAGCGUGUUAAAAGCUAACCAGUUUUGCUAAAUACGACAACAAAUUACUGCAGAUUA
This is a messenger RNA of Daphnia pulex (common water flea), 726 nucleotides long. RefSeq names its product histidine-rich protein PFHRP-II-like. NCBI's taxonomy places the organism in Eukaryota, Metazoa, Arthropoda, Branchiopoda, Diplostraca, Daphniidae. Bases 126 to 578 code for a protein of 150 amino acids. The transcript has 3 exons. The record is from RefSeq and is a predicted model, not a curated record.